Protopolystoma xenopodis is the source of this 915-nucleotide messenger RNA. The record is from the annotation of a GenBank genome assembly. Lineage: Eukaryota; Metazoa; Platyhelminthes; Monogenea; Polystomatidea; Polystomatidae.
AUGCACACUUGUAAAGUCCUUUUCUAUCCAGAUCCUCAUAGUAAUAGAGCAUGUGCGGAUCCGAUCCAUCUGCGCCUUGAUCGGGCCGAUCCAACGCAUAAAGCCCCAAGACAGACACAGACACACACGGAAAGACAGGCAAAUCGGCGCGCACAAAAGCCUGCAUGUGGCCUGCAACCUGUGUUUGUUCUCGUCGAAAGUGGUCGGUCGGCUAAUCGGGCCGCCCGAUGUGCGCUCAGUCUAACUAGCCCAGACAAGUGGCUGGCUCAGGCUGGCUGGCUGGCAGUGUGCACAGACGAAGGCGACAGACGUCGGUAUCGAUUAGCCCAGUCGGGCGGUCAGACGAUGUCCAGAAAGUGGGUCAGUCUGCCACCACUGCUGCUGCUGCUGCUCAUCGACCGGGCGGGCAGUCGGUCAGUCGGUCAGUCGAGCAGGCCGGCCCUGGAACGGCCGCCUUUCGAGGGGCAGUUCAGUCUGGGCCGUGGAAUUUUGAGACAAAUUGCUCUUUCCCGCCUCCCUCAAGUCUGGCCACGAAUUGCCUCGCCUCUCGGCUUGAGUCUCCCUUUCUCUGGCGUCCGUACGACUGGGGCGACAAUUGAUGUGGCAGACAGACGUGCAUCAUUUGACGCUGCCUUGCCUACCCAAAACCAUUCAUUUGCCCCGACAGAAGCUGGCAAAAGUGGCAGAAGGUGGCGGAUAAGUAGUCUUCUGCCGACCCUGGAAGAGGUCAUGCGGGCAAAUCCAGCCACGCUUAUACAGCGACAACUUCACGCCUCACCGGGCCAGAUUAACAGAGCGAUCAUAGGCGAAAUUGGCGUCGGAGGAGAUGGGCUCCGCCUCGAGGAUGGGGGAGUAGAGCAGACCCGGGAUCGGCCGGACGAUGGUGUAAACUAUCGGCCAAUCCAGUCUGGAUGA